AUGGGCGGGGGUCAGACCCUGAGCCUCCUCUUUGGUCUCCCGGCAGGAAAGACGACAGCGGACGACACGCUGCCGAUCCUUCUGGAGCACCGCCGGGAAGAGAUCAGAGCCAAACAGGACUUCUACCACUGGAGGGUCUUCGUUCCCGGCCUACCCAACUACGUGCACAUCCCCAGUUACCGCCCGCCUGCGCGGAGAAACCCCAACCGGCCUGAGUGGAAUGGUUAUAUCCCCGGUUUCCCGAUUCUCAUCAACAUCAAGGCCACCAAGUUCCUGAACUCAAACCUCCGCUACUCCUUCAUCAAGACGGCCUCGUUCUUCUUCCGCCUGGGGCCCAUGGCGCUGGGCUUCAAACUCCGCGGCCUGGUGGACUGCAAGCAGUCGUGGAAGAGGCUGAAGGACAUCAAGAAAAUUUUCCCUGCCAACAAGUCCAUCAUCUCCGAGUACGUGGCCGAGCACUGGACAGAAGACAGCUUCUUUGGGUAUCAGUACCUCAACGGCAUCAACCCAGGCCUGCUCCGCCGCUGCACGCAGAUCCCAGACAAGUUCCCCGUCACGGACGACAUGGUGGCCCCGUUCUUGGGCGAGGGGACGUGCCUGCAAGCGGAGCUGGAGAAGGGGAACAUUUACCUGGCCGACUACCGCAUCUUGGAAGGCAUCCCCAGCAUCGAGCUCAACGGAAGGAAGCAGCAUCACUGUGCCCCGCUCUGCCUGCUGCACUUUGGCCCGGAAGGGAACAUGAUGCCCAUCGCCAUCCAGCUCAGCCAGACCCCGGGGCCCGAGAGCCCCAUCUUCCUGCCGAGUGACUCGGAGUGGGACUGGCUGCUGGCCAAGACGUGGGUGCGCUACGCCGAGUUCUACUGCCACGAGGCCAUCUCGCACCUGCUGGAGACGCACCUCAUCGCGGAGGCCUUCUGCCUGGCCAUGCUGAGACAGCUGCCCAUGUGUCACCCUCUCUACAAGCUGUUGAUCCCACAUACUCGCUACACCCUUCACAUCAACACUCUUGCCCGCGAGCUGCUCAUCGCCCCGGGCCAGGUGGUGGAAAGGUCCACAGGCAUCGGCCUCGGAGGCUUCUCUGAGCUGAUACAGAGGCGCAUGGAGGAACUGAGCUAUACCGCCCUGUGCCUGCCCGAGGAUAUCCGGGCCCGAGGAGUGGAAGACAUCCCGGGCUACUACUACCGGGAUGAUGGGCUGCAGAUCUGGGGUGCGGUGGAGAGCUUUGUCUCCGAAAUAGUCAGCAUCUACUACCCGAGUGACGCAUCCGUGCGUGACGACAGUGAACUCCAGGCCUGGGUGCGGGAGAUCUUCUCUGAGGGCUUCCUGGGCCGAGAGGACUCAGGGGUGCCCUCCUCGCUGGACACCCGGGAAUCCCUGGUGCACUAUGCCACCAUGGUGAUCUUCAAUUGCUCUGCCAAGCACUAUGCUGUUAGUGCAGGGCAGUUUGACUCCUCCAUCUGGAUGCCCAACCUACCUCCCACCAUGCAGCUGCCCCCGCCCACCUCCAAAGGCCAGACAGAGCCAGAGGGGUUCAUAGCUACCCUCCCAGCGGUCAACGCCACGUGUGAUAUCAUCGUCACCCUCUGGUUGCUGAGCAAGGAGCCUGGAGACCGACGGCCCCUGGGCACCUACCCGGAGGAGCACUUCAUCGAGGAGGCCCCCCGGCGGAGCAUCGCCGCCUUCCAGAGCCGCCUGGCCCAGAUCUCGAAGGAUAUCCAGAAACGGAACAAGGAGCUGGCCCUGCCCUACACCUACCUGGACCCUCCGCUCAUCGAGAACAGCGUCUCCAUCUAA
This is a messenger RNA of Puma concolor (puma), 1794 nucleotides long. NCBI's taxonomy places the organism in Eukaryota, Metazoa, Chordata, Mammalia, Carnivora, Felidae. The record is from RefSeq and is a predicted model, not a curated record.